Messenger RNA from Protopterus annectens (West African lungfish), 996 nucleotides. Its product is annotated as vomeronasal type-2 receptor 26-like. Gene Ontology annotation, molecular function: G protein-coupled receptor activity. Gene Ontology annotation, cellular component: membrane. The record is from RefSeq and is a predicted model, not a curated record. The transcript has 2 exons. Gene Ontology annotation, biological process: G protein-coupled receptor signaling pathway. Lineage: Eukaryota; Metazoa; Chordata; Ceratodontiformes; Protopteridae. Bases 1 to 996 code for a protein of 331 amino acids.
AUGGCUACAUGCCCAGCUCAUGUGUACUACUUGUUGCGUAUGGGGCCCAUGUCAUGUGAUGUAAGAUGUGUGAAAGCCAUGGCUGCCUCUGUUGCAGGUGAAUGCAUAAGGUGUUCGGAAGAUUUCUGGCCGAAUAAUGAGAACGAUUUCUGCACUGCAAAACACAUCGAGUUUCUUUCAUAUGAAGAUCCCCUGGGUACAGCCCUGGCAACAUUUUCUGCUGGUUUCUCCCUGCUGCCAGCUGUUGUGUUUUGUGUCUUUAUGAAACACCAUAACAGUCCAGUUGUGAAAGCCAAUAAUCGUGAAGUCAGCUACUUUCUCCUGUUAACAUUAGGGUUAUGUUUGCUAACUCCGUUAAUAUUUAUUGGUCUUCCUAAAAAGGAGACUUGUGUUUUCAGACAGCCAGCUUUUGGCACAUUCUUUUCUAUCUGUGUCUCUUCUAUUCUGGCAAAAACCAUCACCGUAGUAAUUGCCUUUAAUGCUACAAAACCAGGAAGUCAUUUGAGGAACUAUAUUGGGCCAAAGGUGUCAUUUACUACUAUCUUUUGUUGUUCUCUUAUUCAGUGUUGUAUAUGUAUUAUAUGGCUGUCAGUUUCCCCACCCUUUUCAGAGUCUGACAAGAGCUAUCCUGGGAAGAUAGUCAUUCAGUGCAAUGAAGGCUCAGUUCUCAUGUUCUACUUAAUGCUGGCAUAUUUAGGCAUUCUUGCAAGUGUAACCCUUAUAAUUUCCUUUCUUGCCAGGAACCUUCCGGAUAGUUUCAAUGAGACCAGAUUUAUCACAUUUAGCAUGAUUGUUUUUAUAAGUGUUUGGUUCUCAUUUAUACCUGCUUACAUCAGCACAAAGGGGAAAUGUAUGGUUGCUGUGGAGAUUUUUGCAAUAUUCUCAUCAACUGUUGGGUUAUUAAUUUGCAUAUUUUUACCCAAAUGCUAUAUCAUUUUAUUGAGACCAGACAUGAACACCAGAGGACACAUAAUAAGGCAGCAAACCACUACUUGA